Molecule: messenger RNA, 2820 nt
Organism: Populus euphratica (Euphrates poplar)
Lineage: Eukaryota; Viridiplantae; Streptophyta; Magnoliopsida; Malpighiales; Salicaceae
Product: probable E3 ubiquitin-protein ligase XBOS32
Exons: 10
Coding region: 1092-2621 (509 amino acids)
Molecular function (GO): protein binding
Source: RefSeq, a predicted model, not a curated record
AGAAAGAAAGAAAAGAAAAGAAAAGAAAAAAAACAACGAAGUUGACUGGCCAAGAAUCCAUCCAUUGAUGGGAGACACGCCUUUCAUUCAUGUUUUCUCUUUCUUUCUUUUAUUUUUAUUUUUUUGGCAAAAAGUUGUAGUUAAAGGUCGCUGUCUUUCCCCAUUUCAAUUUCUUAUCUCUUGCGAUUUUCAAUUUUGCCUAUUUUAAGCUCCUUUUUGCCUAAAUACUUGGCCAUUUCUUCUCUACUUUUGAUCAAGCUUUCUUUCCUCUUGUAUUUUUUUAUCUCCUCAUUAGGAGAGAUGCCUGAUCCGGGUUUUUUACGUUGAGAUUCUUUGAGUGAAAUUUGGAAGAAGAAGUUAAUAUUGGGGAGUUCUGUUUUAAUUUUUUCCCUUGUUUUGGACGUUCUUUUGUGAAGUUUGAUUCUUUGAGGCAUAAUAGGAGAUGUGUUUUUGAAAUUCUCAAUCUUUAGGAAGUUUAUGGAAUUGGGGCAUUGGAAAUUUGUGUUUUUGAGGGAGAAUAUAUGAGAUUUUGAAAUUUGAAGGAGAAUCGGAUAGCUUGAAAGUUGUUGUGUUCUUUUUGGUGAAGAAGUAAAUACGAUGGUGUUGACAAUUGAUUAGUGAAUUCGUUGUUGAAUUAUUGGAUUGGUUUCUCGAAAUUCACGAGAUCUUUAACUAAGCUAUAAAGAGUCACAUUCAGCUUCUUUUGUUGUCUUUUUUUUCUCUCAAGUCAGUAGUUGAAGAGACCCUGCUUUAAUUCUUUCAUUUGGAAUUUGGAUGCCAACUGCAGUCUUUUUCUAACCUUUUCCUUGUCUCUCUCAAGAUUCACCAUUGGUAUUAUGAAAAGGUCAAUGAGAUUAUGACUGUUGCAACCAAUUCUUUGGUUUAUUUUUCGAAUUUUGGAUUGUUAUUAGUUGGAUAGGUACGAGGAACGCUUUCCCUUUUCCUUAUGUUCUGUCAUGUAUAAACAAGCUUGUGAAUAGUUUGGGGGCUGAGGAUACAAAAGCCCUCAUUUACUUUUUUUUUUUUUUGGUGGAAGAUCAAGGGAGUUGCUUUGGAGCUAGAAAAAACAAUCUUGCUUCUUCCCAGAAAUCAUGAAAUUUCUGAGCAUCAUGGGCAAUUCACUUGGUUGUUCUGCCUCUGGAGAACGUUUGGUUUCGGCUGCAAGAGAUGGGGAUAUUCAAGAAGCUAAGGCUUUAUUGGAAUACAAUCCAAGGCUUGCAAGGUACUCAACAUUUGGUGUUCGAAAUUCUCCACUCCAUUACUCUGCAGCUCAGGGUCACCAUGAGAUAGUUUCUCUCUUGCUUGAGUCUGGAAUUGAUAUCAAUCUGAGGAAUUAUCGUGGUCAGACUGCUUUGAUGCAAGCUUGUCAACAUGGUCACUGGGAGGUUGUGCUGACUUUGAUGCUUUUUAAAGCCAAUAUUCACAGAGCAGAUUAUCUUAAUGGGGGUACUGCACUUCACUUGGCUGCUUUGAACGGUCAUUCUCGAUGCAUACGCCUCCUCCUUGCAGAUUAUAUACCUAGCAUAGCUGAUUGUUGGGAGAUAUUAAGUAAGGGAUCAAAGGACAAUGAAUCCAUCUCUGAGUUUGAUGGAAGUGCUCUUCGCAAUGUAAUCAAUAGACCUGCUGAUGGAGGCAUAACUGCUUUGCAUAUGGCAGCCCUAAAUGGGCAUGUUGAAAGCGUGCUGUUACUCUUGGACUUGGGAGCUUCCGUUUAUGAGGUCACUGUGGAAGAUGGAACUACUAUUGAUCUAAUAGGUGCUGGAAGCACGGCUCUUCACUAUGCUGCAUGUGGUGGAAAUCCACAAUGUUGUCAAAUUUUGAUUGCCAGGGGUGCUAAUUUGACGGCUGAGAAUGCAAAUGGGUGGACUCCUUCGAUGGUUGCUCGUUCGUGGCACAGAAAUGAACUUGAGGAGAUUCUUAGCUCACAGCCAGGGAACCAGUCUCAAAUCUGUCCUUCUUCAUAUCUAUCUAUUCCCUUUAUGAGCAUUGUCAAAAUUGCCAGAGAAUGUGGAUGGAGGAACAAUGAUUCCCUCCCUACAUGUGAGGAUGCAUGUGUGGUUUGUUUGGAAAGGAAGUGCACAGUUGCUGCAGAAGGCUGUAGACAUGAAUUUUGCACACGAUGUGCAUUAUAUCUUUGUUCUGCAAUCUGUACCUCAACUGUUGCUCAAGGCCCAACAGGGUCAGUUGCCUGUCCUCUCUGCCGGCAUGGCAUAGUUUCAUUUGUCAAGCUUCCUGGAACAAAGCCAUUGGUUAAAGCUAUUGCCAGAACAAGUUUAUCUCUAUCAUUUUGCACAUGUUCGGGUGAAGAACAAGAUUUCACUUCAAUGAAAACCCUACUCUGCAAGCCUGAUUUCCAAUGCACCAGAAUUUCCCCGCUUUCAUCUUCAUUCCGCUCUUUAAGUUGCCGGAAGUUUCCGUCAAUGAAUUUCAAUGCCAGCCGAUGCAUGGGAACUUCAGAUACAAGUCCAUCUUUGGUUCCUUGUACUAUUGAUCGGAACCUGCGUGAAUGCCUAGUCAGGUGUUCAAGAUCAAGAAUUAGACAAUCGACUUCUAACACGGAGCGCAGGAGGUCUUGGUUAUCUGCACUCAAUCAAUAUGUAACUACAGGAACUGGGUGCUAACGUUUUGAGAGCUCUGUUCGCCUCUUUCAACCGUGAUGAAUUUUUUCUGCCUUUUUGUCCAUAAUUAAAGAUCAUAAGUUCUGGUUGGCAGUGAUUAUUGGGUGUGUGUAUAUAUAAAAUAGCAUCGGCAAUACGUACAAAUGAAUCAAAUUAAUGUCAUUGCUCUAGUCCGUCUUUCAUCACUGGACAGUUAUAUUUU